Belonocnema kinseyi is the source of this 639-nucleotide messenger RNA. RefSeq names its product ribonuclease H1-like. The record is from RefSeq and is a predicted model, not a curated record. NCBI's taxonomy places the organism in Eukaryota, Metazoa, Arthropoda, Insecta, Hymenoptera, Cynipidae. Gene Ontology annotation, biological process: DNA replication, removal of RNA primer. The transcript has a single exon. Gene Ontology annotation, molecular function: RNA-DNA hybrid ribonuclease activity; nucleic acid binding. Bases 1 to 639 code for a protein of 212 amino acids.
AUGUCCACCACUGAUGAUUUGGACGAAACAUAUCCGCCUCCUGCGUAUUACAAGAAGCCUGUUUUUGACCGAAGCUCUAUAGCAACUAGACAACGGUCAUGUAAAAGAGACGGGCUCAAAAUACCCAUUCACACACGAGGAAAUUCGUCAUCCGAGGAUGCUUUAUCCGAGGAUAGCGAGCACUCCGGUGCACCCGUUUAUAGAAAGGACUAUAGCGUAUUCCCCAGUUUGAAACCUACUCUUGUAACUCCUUCAAAAGAAGUUACUGCUAAAAGUGCGCCACCGUAUUUACCAAAUCCUUGUUUCCCGGCUCAAUGCAGCCAGCCAAUCGACCUUUAUAUAAAUGAAACCUGUACUUACAUUAAUAAAGGAGAACCAGAACGAGGCAUAUGGGUAUGGUUUGGCUCUGAUCAUUCCUGGAAUAUCUCGAAACCUGCUCAAGGGAGGCAAACUAAUAACUCUUCCGAAAUACAGGCUGCGACAGCUGCAGUUAAGAAAGCCGUUGAAAAUAUCAUGAGUAAAUUGACGAUGUUUGCAGAUACCCAGUUCCUCAUUGAUAGUUAUACUAAAUGGAUAUCGACUUGGGAAACCAAUGGGUGGAAGGCCUCCGAUGGGAAGCCAGUAGUCAAUGAAACAUAA